Messenger RNA from Gossypium arboreum, 2657 nucleotides. RefSeq names its product endo-1,4-beta-xylanase 1-like. Bases 1 to 2454 code for a protein of 817 amino acids. The record is from RefSeq and is a predicted model, not a curated record. Gene Ontology annotation, molecular function: hydrolase activity, hydrolyzing O-glycosyl compounds. The transcript has 6 exons. NCBI's taxonomy places the organism in Eukaryota, Viridiplantae, Streptophyta, Magnoliopsida, Malvales, Malvaceae. Gene Ontology annotation, biological process: carbohydrate metabolic process.
AUGGAUAGGCCUUAUUGGCUUAUAUUCCCUUUUCUAACGGCCAAGGAAAACGACAAGUCGUCACUUGCCGGUCACUACGAGCUGCGCGCUCUUGUAACAGUGGAAACACAGUUAAUCUGUUUUUCUGCCAAAUUUACCGGUAUUGGAGACAAACCCAUCAUUUCACGUAUUCGACCAGGUAUUACCCACAUUUUCUUUUAUCUUAAUGCUCAUUACUCGGCUGAUAAUGUAGGGAUCAUUGUUCAAAUAGUUUCCUCUGUAUGCACAAAGAGUACAAGAAAAGGACAUCUUGCCAAUGGAAGCAAUAACAUCAUACUAAAUCCUACGUUCGAGGAUGAGCUUAGUAAUUGGUCUGGCAAGGGCUGCAAUAUUCUUCUUCACGAAUCAAUGGAAGAUGGAAAAAUCCUUCCACUAUAUGGAAAGUUCUUUGCUUCUGCUACAAAUCGUACGCGGAGCUGGAAUGGAAUUGAGCAGGAGAUCACAGGUCGAGUGCAAACAAAGCUUGCUUAUGAAGUUACCGCGAUAGUUCGGAUAUAUGGUGGCAAUGUUGCUGAUGCUAAUAUACAGGCCACAUUAUGGGUUCAAAGCCAGGAUAUUAAUGAGCAGUACAUUAAAAUAGCUAUUUCACAGGCAACUGACAAAGGCUGGGUGCAGUUGCAGGGGAAAUUCCUCCUUAAUGGUUCCCCUUUAAAAGUAAUUAUAUUUCUAGAAGGUCCUCCUCCUGGAACUGAUAUUCUUAUUAAUAGAUUGGUGGUCAAGCAUGCUGAGAAGGCUCCUCGUCCACUUCGACCAUCCAUGAAGAAUGAAGCUUUUGGAGUGAAUAUAAUUGAGAAUAGCAAUCUUGAUGAUGGCAUUAAUGGAUGGUUUCCUCUUGGAAACUGCUCUUUAAACAUGGAGUUUGGCUCACCAAUUGAACUCCCUCCAAUGGCAAGGAACUCCCUCGGAAUGCAAGAGCGUCUAAGUGGACGAUACAUACUUGUAACGAAUCGUGCUGACACUUGGAUGGGUCCUGCACAGAUGAUCAGUGGCAAACUGAAACUGUACUUGACAUAUCAAGUGUCUGCUUGGGUUAAAAUUGGUCCUGGAUCUACUAGUCCUCAGAUUGUCAAUGUUGCACUUAGUAUCGAUGGGAAUUGGGUCAAUGGAGGCCAGGUUGAGUUUAACAAUGGAAGUUGGCAUGAGGUUGGGGGCUCAUUUAGAAUUGACAAACAACCAUCUAAUGUUAUGGUUUACAUACAAGGUCCUGCUGCUGGUGUUGACUUAAUGGUUGCUGGACUCUACAUUUUCCCUGUUGAUCGAAGGGCGAGGUUUAAACUUCUGAAAAAACAAACUGAUAAGAUACGUAAGCGUGACCUCAUACUAAAGUUCUCAAGCUCAAAGGCCAACAAUGUCAGUGGUGCCUUUGUGAAAGUUGAGCAAAUACAAAACUUUUUCCCUUUUGGCUCGUGCAUAACAAGAAGCAGCAUCGAUAAUGAAGACUUGGUUCGGUUCUUGGUAAAAAAUUUUAACUGGGUUGUGUUUGGAAAUGAAUUAAAGUGGUCCUGGACGGAACCACAACAAGGUAACUUCAACUAUAAGGAUGCUGAUGAGCUUUUGAACUUCUGUAAGAACAACAACUUGGAAGUUCGAGGUCACUGCAUCUUCUGGGAGGUUGAAUAUGCUAUACAACCAUGGGUCCAAGGGCUUAAUAAGAGUGAUUUAACUACAGCCGUUCAAAACCGUCUAACAGACCUUGUUACUCGUUACAAAGGAAAAUUCAGGCACUAUGAUGUAGAUAAUGAAAUGUUGCAUGGAUCUUUCUAUAAAGAUCGGUUAGGUAAAGAUAUCCAAGCAACGAUGUUCAGAACAUCUCACCAACUGGACCCCUCCGCCACUCUUUUUGUUAAUGAUUAUCACAUCGAGGAUGGAUCUGAUGUUAGAUCGUCACCAGAGGACUACAUACGCCAAAUUCUUGAUUUGCAACGGCAAGGUGCUCCCGUAGGGGGCAUUGGACUUCAAGGACACAUUGACAGUCCAGUGGGACCGAUUGUUAGUUCUGCCUUGGAUAAGUUGGGUACUCUUGGUCUUCCAAUCUGGUUUACGGAACUCGAUGUGUCAUCUGCCAAUGAGUUCAUUAGAGCUGAUGACUUGGAAGUAAUGCUCCGUGAAGCAUUUGCUCAUCCUGCAGUGGAAGGCAUAAUUCUAUGGGGAUUUUGGGAGCUGUACAUGUCCAGAGAAAACGCACAUCUGGUGAAUGCGGAAGGUAAGAUCAAUGCUGCUGGUAAGAGGUAUCUUGCUCUUAAGAAAGAAUGGUUGUCUCGUGCUCGUGGUUAUAUUGAUGUGCAAGGUGAAUUUAGAUUCCGAGGCUUUUAUGGAACAUACAACAUAGAAAUCAAUUCCCCGACCACGAAAAUCAACAGAACAUUUGUUGUUGACAAGGGAGAGUCGCCUUUGGCAAUUAACAUUGACCUAUAGUUUCGACCCAUCCGUCCCCCUUAUCGGUCAGGACUCAGGAGUCAGAAUCCCAGCAACCAAACAUUCAUUAGCCAAUUCAUGGUCUUAAAGGAUCGGAUCAUUGUUCAAAAGUGACAUGGGAAUCUUGACUCUGUAAUACCUCUGUAUGUGUUGGAAUUGUUUGGAAACUUUUUAACAGCUAAAUCCUGCUGUCUGGUUUGAAA